ACACAUACUAAAACAGUGAAAUAUUUAAUGGGACCAGCAUCAAGUGCAGUGCUUUGUCUUCUGUGCUGAUGAUUGACAGGAGUGGGAUUCAUGAGGGCUUUAGGUGGCUUAAGGAUGUUUUAGGGUGACAUAAAAAGACAAAUGGGAUUUUAGUGGACAGUUUGAAUGUAUUUACCUGAUGGACAUUAAAAUAUGACUUUGCACAUCCUUUAAAAUGACUUUAAUUGUAAUGUAGUAGGAAAGGGGUGAGUAUUUCAUCAUACUUGACCUUUUUCUGCAAAUAUUACUGUAUCGCUGUGUCACAAGUAGCUCUUGGGUGGAAAUUAUAAGGAGGAUUUUCCUAGAAAACUCUUUGAGGAAACAGGAUGUGUGUGUUUGUGGUUUCAACAAACUGAGGCACAAGUUGAAAUUAUUUUUGGUGGCAGUCGACAAUAUGACAAUAUGUUUAUUUUAUUUCAAGUAAUGAAUAUGUUUUUAAAACUAUAGUUAACAAUAAUAACCCUGACUAGACAGCAUUUACAGUGACUGGGGAUAUGGAUUGUAUAUAUUAUAUUUCUUCUUGAAACCAUAUGGAGAGGCAGUGAUAAUUCAUUACCAUCUGAAAUCAAUCAAGUUCAAUGGGCUUUUUAAAUUUGCAAGUCCGUUUAUGUUUCUACCUUUUCUGCCAAAGCCACUAAAUAUUCACUUGCAGAAAGUGAAGUGCUGUGAAGUGCUCAAAAUGUGGUACCAUAUUCUACUUUAGUGUAAGAACAGCACAGAUAUGAGCAUCUGGAGAGUAUAUUUCAGUCAGAUCCAUUUACUAAACAAGCAUUGUGGGAGGCCCUCACCUCUCCCUCUUCACCUUUUCUCUUUUUCCAAACCCAUUUUUCUCUCCUGGGCAACAUGCACACACACAUGCUCCACACUCACACACAUACACACACACGCACUGUCAAGGGAAUGCUACUUUCCUCAUAUCCUACAUCUACAAGCACUAAGAAAGUUUGAAGUUAACAGUGGAAGAAAAAGAAAAUGGAAAAGAGUCCAAAGAAAUGAUUAUGGCAAGAGAGAUGGGGAAAAUAGAAGGGAAUGGAACACUUUGGAAGAUUCGGAUCAUUUGAUCUGGAAAACAGAGCCCAACAAGAGCUUUGGGAAAGUUAAAAUCAAUGUGAGACGGCAUGACUAAUACAUUAUACACCCACAAGCAUCAUGUCAUCACCUUGUUGGGAUGACCUAAUAUGUUAAUAGAGGAAGAGGCCGAAGAAGCCCUGUGACCUCUACAAUGGCAGACGUCUUGCAGCUCAAUACCAACAGUCUACAAGUGCCAGGUGAAGAUAGAUCAGCCUCUACAUCUCCAUCUGGCUCUCCAUCUCCUUCCAGAAAUGAGUGCAGUAUCACUCCUCUUACUCCCUCCCCCUCUCCACGGACAGAGGUUAGACCGCGUGUGGCUCGUCCAUUUUCUGUGGUUGUUGCUAUAGAUUUUGGUACCACCUCCAGUGGCUAUGCAUUCAGUUUCACGGAAGAUCCUGAGACCAUUCACAUGAUGAGACGUUGGGAGGGUGGUGACCCUGGUGUAGCCAAUCAGAAGAGUCCAACCUGUCUGCUGCUGACCCCUGACCUCCGGUUCCACAGUUUUGGCUUUGCAGCUCGAGACAGCUAUCAUGACCUUGACCCUGAGGAAGCCAGGCACUGGCUCUACUUUGACAAAUUUAAAAUGAAAAUCCAUAGCACUAGUGAUCUCACUAUGGAGACAGAGCUGGAGUCUGUUAGUGGAAGAAGAGUUCCGGCUAUUGAGGUGUUUGCUCACGCCUUGAGGUUCUUCAGAGAACAUGUUCUAAAGGAGGUGAAGGACCAGUCUUCCUCUGUGCUGGAAGGUAAUGAAGUACGGUGGGUCAUCACUGUUCCUGCAGUGUGGCGGCAGCCAGCCAAGCAGUUCAUGCGAGAAGCUGCAUAUUUGGCAGGUUUGGUGACUCCAGAUUCUCCUGAUCAGCUCCUCAUUGCUCUCGAACCAGAGGCUGCAUCUCUCUACUGCAGGAAGCUUCAUCUACACCAGGUCAUUGACCUCAGUCAACGACCAAUAAUCAAUGGUUUAGAUGUGGAGGGGUCCCACCCUUUUGAUUCCAGUUUUAGGCAAGCCCGCGAGCAGCUCCGCAGAGCCAGGCAUAGCCGAACCUUUCUGGUGGAGAGUGGUACUGGAGAAUUGUGGUCUGAGAUGCAGACAGGUGACCGGUACAUUGUGGCAGACUGUGGUGGUGGGACAGUGGAUCUGACGGUGCAUCAGAUUGAGCAGCCACAGGGCACUCUGAAGGAGCUUUACAAAGCCUCAGGGGGUCCUUAUGGAGCAGUAGGUGUGGAUCUUGCCUUUGAGGCCAUGUUGUGUCAGAUUUUUGGGGCUGACUUCAUUGAGAGUUUCAAAGCUAAACGUCCAGCAGCUUGGGUAGACCUUACCAUUGCAUUUGAAGCCCGAAAGCGCACAGCAGCUCCUGGCCGGGCCAACUCAUUAAACAUCUCCCUGCCCUUUUCCUUUAUCGACUUCUACAAGCGACACCGGGGGCAGAGUGUGGAGACUGCCCUGCGCAAGAGCAAUAUGAAUUUUAUAAAGUGGUCAUCUCAAGGGAUGCUGAGGCUGUCUGCGGAAGCCAUGAAUCAGCUUUUCCAGCCGACCAUCAACAACAUCAUAAAGCAUGUUGAGAACCUGAUGCAGAAGGAGGAAGUAAAGGAUGUGCGUUUUCUCUUCUUGGUUGGAGGAUUUGCAGAGUCACCCAUGCUUCAGCGUGCGGCACAGAAUGCACUAGGGCGGAACUGCCGUAUCAUAAUUCCACAUGACGUAGGUCUAACCAUCCUGAAGGGUGCAGUCCUGUUUGGUCUAGACCCCACUGUUGUCCGUGUACGCCGUUGCCCAUUAACUUACGGUGUUGGGGUUUUGAACCGCUUUGUGGAAGGCCGACACCCUCGUGAUAAGCUUCUCAUCAAAGAUGGUCGAGAAUGGUGCACUGACAUCCUGGACCGCUUUGUAAGUGUUGAUCAAUCGGUCGCCUUGGGAGAGGUGGUGAGGCGGAGCUACACUCCAGCAAGAAUGGGACAAAGGAAGAUCAUCAUCAACAUCUACUGCAGCGACACUGAUGACAUAACCUACAUUACCGACCCCGGGGUGAGGAAGUGUGGUGCCAUCACACUAGAUCUGCUUGAGUCAGGGGCAGUGGCAGCUAGCGCUGGUGAUAACGACAAAGGAUCAGCAAUUGAACGCAGGGAGAUUCGCACGACAAUGCAGUUUGGAGACACUGAGAUCAAAGUCACAGCUGUGGAUGUGGCAACCGGCCAACUGGUGCGGGCAUCAAUUGACUUCCUGUCCAACUGAUGCUAUUGUGCUGUUUCUGGAGAGAACUGGAAUGCGAAUGUGAUGCACAUUUAACGACAGUUAAUCUCAUCAAUUAAUGGCUUAAAUAAUAGCUUUGAAGAUCUGGAUAUCCAAGGUUUGCUGAUAUAAAAGCUGGAAGGCUGAACGAUAAACUGGAGCGUUACUGGGAUUCCCAUUUUAUUCUCUCUGAAUAGCUCUGAGGACUGUCUCCUGUACUAAGUGUACUGUAAGCUUUGAAAAAGAAAGAUUUUAAAUUAUAAGAAAUGAGGAAAAAAUUAACUACAUCUUUGGACGGGAAUUUCAUUUACAUUAUCAAAUAAUCGUACAUUUUUGCCAUAAGGUUUGUAAAUGCGUAUCCUAUUAGUUUAUUAACAGAGGAACUAGUUUCAGUUCAGUUACUCCUUGUGGCGAUCCACACAUUUGCAGUGAGUAGGCAUUAUAUUCCUUCUAAGUUUGCAGACACUUAGUAUUUAAAUUGAUUUAUCAAUUAAAGCCACUUUAUUUUUUUAAACAUUAUAACUAUACAUAAAUCGUUUAAAAAAAAAUUCAAAGACAAAAUCUUGACACAUCUUUAGUUUUAAAUUAUGGUUGGAGGAAGGUUAAUAGAGAAAUACAUUUCAUAUUUUCUGAUUUCCUACAUAGGUACAAAACAGGUAGUUACAUUAUGAAAUGCAAUUUGUAAACUUUUUUUUUUUUUUUGCCUGGUUGUAAUUGUAGUUUUACUUAUUUGCUCCUCAAAGAAUCUGAUUGAGGCAUUUAAGUUUGUUCUUUUUUUAUAUGUAGGCACAAUUAAAAUAACUAAAGCUUAUGAACACUACCUCUCAAGACUUUAAAUUAUACCAGGUCUAAAAUCGCAGUUAUUCUAACAUUAAUCUUUUGAACGAUUAGUCUUUCAUCUGUCUUGUAUAAGCAAUAUUGUUGUCUUUUUAUCUAUCCAGGAGCUAAGAGAACAGUUGUUAUUUUUAUAAGAAACCUGGUUCAAGGAUGUUGGUAAUAUUACUAUUAAAUAUGCUGGACAUCAGUCUGACAGGGGAAUCAAGCUAGGGGUUAAAUCACAUCACACUGUUGGCAUAUAGUCCUUAAAGUCAGAUUUUAGUUUAAUACAUACUAUGAAACUGUUUGUUUACUAAAUCACAAUGCAUUAAAAUAAAGGAUAUUUUUCUUUA
This is a messenger RNA of Cyprinus carpio (common carp), 4503 nucleotides long. RefSeq names its product heat shock 70 kDa protein 12B-like. The transcript is spliced from 14 exons. The record is from RefSeq and is a predicted model, not a curated record. Bases 1262 to 3337 code for a protein of 691 amino acids. NCBI's taxonomy places the organism in Eukaryota, Metazoa, Chordata, Actinopteri, Cypriniformes, Cyprinidae.